Aspergillus udagawae is the source of this 1137-nucleotide messenger RNA. Its product is annotated as Zn(II)2Cys6 transcription factor domain-containing protein. Gene Ontology annotation, biological process: regulation of transcription by RNA polymerase II. NCBI's taxonomy places the organism in Eukaryota, Fungi, Ascomycota, Eurotiomycetes, Eurotiales, Aspergillaceae. Gene Ontology annotation, molecular function: zinc ion binding; DNA-binding transcription activator activity, RNA polymerase II-specific. The coding region runs from base 1 to 1137 and encodes 378 amino acids. The record is from RefSeq and is a predicted model, not a curated record. The transcript is spliced from 2 exons.
AUGACAAGUACAUUACCUGUGAGAGGUCGUCGGACACACCGUAAAUCACGGCAUGGUUGCCAGCAAUGCAAGGCCAGGAAAAUCAAAUGUGAUGAGGUCAAGCCGACCUGUAGAAAUUGCAGCAAACACGCAGUAGACUGCAUAUAUUCCCUCCCAAGCGGAGGAAGUCCUGCACAAUCUCAAACGAGUGAAAAGGCAUCUCCGCAGGCCACAACCCACGCCAGCUGUGCAUCUUCAGACCUAGCAGUGCACGAUCUGGAGCUUUUGCAUCAUUUCUCUACCUCCACUGCCUACACCUUCUCCCGCCAUCCAGCACUGCAAACUUUUUGGCGAAUCGAUGCACCGCAGGUCGGGUUUGGCGCCCACUACACACUCCGCGCGAUGCUAGCCAUCUCCGCCCUCCACCUGGCUUACCUUCGACCGGCACAACGGCAAUUCUACGUGUCUCAGGCAGAGCGUCAUCACAAUGUGGCACUAAAAUUCGUGACCUCGAACAUGACACAACUAAUGAACGAGAAUAGCUCAGCGGUCUUCCUGUUCUCCGUUCUCACUAGCUUUUUCUCCUGCGCCCAGCCCCGCAAACUCGACGACCUGCUUCUCUUCCAGCAGGGCCGAAUCUCCGAGUGGCUGGUCCUCUUCCGCGGAGCGGGGACCAUAGUCGAAUAUGCGCAGGAGGAACUCCGAUCGGGACCAUUGGCAGCGUUGCUGAGUAUUCGGCAGCGCCGAUCUGAGUACCGCGACACCCUCUCGACCCAGGGGCAACCCUUCAUGAACGAUUUGGAGGAGUUGGUCCGAGAAGAGGUCAAAGACCAGCGGGAAUUACAAAUUUACCUGGGGGCAAUACAGGAAUUGAGGGUUUCGUUUGCGCUCUGGUCGGAUACCGGGCCCUCGGAGACGGGGGAUGUCUUUGUCUGGUUGCUGCGGGUGUCAGAAGAGUUUCUUACUCUCCUCCGAGAGCAGCAACAUGUCGCACUGGUGAUAUUCGGGUACUUCUGUCCCUUGCUCCGGCGAUUGGAGUGGAUGUGGUGGCUGGAGGGGUGGAGUGUGCAUUUACUUUCUCGGAUCCAUGGGCUGCUGGACCAGGAGCAUCGCACUUGGAUCCAGUGGCCGAUGGAACAACUGGGGUGGCGGCCUUGA